Molecule: messenger RNA, 2248 nt
Organism: Drosophila mauritiana
Lineage: Eukaryota; Metazoa; Arthropoda; Insecta; Diptera; Drosophilidae
Gene: lectin-21Ca
Product: accessory gland protein Acp29AB
Exons: 1
Coding region: 348-1157 (269 amino acids)
Molecular function (GO): signaling receptor activity
Source: RefSeq, a predicted model, not a curated record
UUCGCGUAGUUGUGCAAUUUAUAAUUGAGCAAUUUGCCAGCGACUGAUUUAUUUGUGGAUCUCCAAAUGGGAUUAAAACGGCUUGUGUCUCUCCAAUGCAAUAUGAAUCGCUGGGAAAACAAGAUCAAAUGCACUAACACGACGGCUGCAAAGCAGCUGGUCUGAGGUUAAUAAAUCUUAAAAAAUGCAUAAAACUGUUAACCUACCUCACAUUUUUUUGUGCAAAAUCGGUUAGUGCCUCUUACCAUUUUAGGGAGUGUGACGAAUGUGUCGUACGAUACUCUUCAUACAAAUAAAUCGAGACUUAGUUCUUAAGUAGCACUUAUUCCCUCAAGUUAUAACACUGAAUGUUCCAGCACGCAAACUUUAUUCUGCACGUCUUCAUGGCCUGCGGGCUCUAUGGAGUCCGUGCAAAGGAUGUGUGUCCUCAAAUGUCAACGGAUAAGGAGGUGUGCCUUGUCGAACUAGCGCCAGUGCUCAAGUAUAUUUCCCACAACCAUAAGAGCCACUGGAACUCUGCUAACGAAGUCCAAGUAAAUGAAACCCGGAAACAACUGGCUAAGAUUGAAGGUCAGGAGAAGGAAGCAAACGACAAAUUAAAAGGAAUUCACGACAAUGUGGAUAGCGAAUUUAAUGCUCUAAGUGCGAAGAUUAAGAAUGUGAAGAAUAUCCAACGUCACUUAGCAAGUCUGGAGUUACAAUUGCAAGAAACGAAAAAAGCCUUAAAUCUAUCUGUGGAAGCCAAAAAAGUGAUGCCAAAAACCGAAAUCCCAUCCCAAUUUCAGAAGAUUGGCUGGAGGCAUUUUUUCAUAGAGAAGAAACACAAAGUGGAUUGGUUUGAGGCGACAAGUAUGUGCCAAAAAAUGGGUGGUCACCUGGUGACAAUCCAGAACGAAGACGAACUGGAUGCUAUCCGUACGGAACUUAAGGACACCAAUGAGGGGAGUCACGACUUCUGGCUGGACAUCAACGAUAUUGCCAAAUGGGGCGAAUUCGUUUCUUUAGCCACAGGAAUGAAUCCACCCUUCUUCAAAUGGCAUAAACUUAGGCCUCAGGUGCAAAUUCAUCAGCGCUGUGUUCACUUACGUGGAGGAGAAAUGAUGGAUGGAAAGUGCAGCGAACAGUUUCUUUUUAUUUGCCAGCUUUCAGUAAAUUAAAAGAUUUAACAAUGUACAAAAUUAAUGCAGAUUUCUUAAAAGCGAGUUGAAAUCUUACUGUUUAUUAUAAGAUGUGUAAAAAAAUACUUCAAUUUUUCUGCAUAAAAUACGAUCGUUCCGGUGUGUUACCUGUGUACGAGGUGUGAAAAAUUAGUCGACGAGAAAAGGAAAAAUUAAAAAUAAUUUAAGAAUCAGUUCGUUAUACUUACUCAACAUGUUCGAUUGUGCGACCUAUUUCUUGUUCGUGUUUGUUUCCUACGGUUCUUACAGCGUUUUUGCUGAAAACGAUAUUCUUCAGCAUCCCAUAAUUUCGUCGUACGAUCGACUUAAAGAACUUGGUGAAAUGUGUCUUGUCGACAUAUUACCAAUCCUUGAGAACAUUGCAGAGCAGCAAAAGGAGGGGAACACUGCAAAUUCCCGAAUAUUCGACGAAACGCAGGGAAUUCUAGACAGGAUAGAAGGACACCAAGAAGUCAAUGAUAAGCAAUUGAAAGAGUUAAAGGUUAAAAUGGAAGGCCAUUUCAUGGACCUGCAUGCGAAGAUGGAUCUAAAGGUCAAAAAAUUAUCUUUAGAAAAAUCCUUACGGAAGGCACUGAAUGCUCUCCAGUGUUCACUGGAUACCAGAAAUGUUUCGUCUAAGGUAUCACUCCAUCCAGGAUUUGAGAAAGUGGGUUCAAGGUUCUUUUACAUCGAGAGGCACGUUAAGCUGAAUUGGUUUGAGGCAACGAGAAAAUGUCGCGCGAUGGGCGGUCAUUUGGCGUCGCCACAAAACGAGGGCGAACUGCACCUUAUCAGUCAGAAACUUGGUACCGAGUCCUAUUGGCUCGAUUUAUCCGAUCUAACCGAUCACGGCCAUUACAUUUCGUUGGUUUCCGGGAGCAAAGCACCAUUUUUGAAAUGGAACAAAGGCCAGCCAAACAGGGAUAAUGCGCAAUGCGUUUGUGUAAAAGGCGGACUAUAUCAGACUUUUCAAUGUCACGACCGAGUGUUGUUCAUUUGCCAAGCCAACCAGAAUCCAAAAAAGGAAGAAAAAAUAAAACACAAUCAGGAGGAGCUACAAAAAAUAGAAAUGGAAAAGGAAAAAGAAAGGG